This is a messenger RNA of Ilex paraguariensis (yerba mate), 576 nucleotides long. The record is from the annotation of a GenBank genome assembly. Lineage: Eukaryota; Viridiplantae; Streptophyta; Magnoliopsida; Aquifoliales; Aquifoliaceae.
GUUACUGGCUUCUCCGAUGCUAACCGGAUAGGUAGUCAUAUUGACAAAAGAUCUAACUCAGGUUACUGUACAUUUAUUGGUGGUAAUCUUGUUACUUAGCAUAGCAAAAGAAGCAAAAUGUGGUUUCCCAUUCGAGUGAAAAGACUGAAUACAGGGCUAUGACUCAAAUUGUGUGUGAGAUGUUGUGGGUUCGUUCUCUCCUUCAUGAUACGGGUAACAAUGUGUCUUGUCCUAUGGAGAUGCAUUGUAAUGGCCAGACAACUAUUUUCAUCGCCAGUAAUCUGAUAUUUUAUGAGAGAACCAAACACAUCAAAUUAGAUUAUUAUUUUGUUCGAGAUCUCUUGAUGCGUAACAAAAUUAUCACACCAUACAUUAAGUCUAGUAAUCAAUUGAGUGAUAUCCUUCCCAAACCAUUAACUCGAUCUGUCUUUAAUAAUAUUCGCUCUAAGUUAGGUUUCUUUGAUCUAUAUGCUCCAACUUAAGGAAAGUGUUAGAAUUCUUAUUUUAUAUUUUGAGUAGUGAAGGGUAGUAUUGUAAUUCUCAUAAUACCAGUUUAGUCUAAAUAAGAGAGUGUAG